Molecule: messenger RNA, 1150 nt
Organism: Desarmillaria tabescens
Lineage: Eukaryota; Fungi; Basidiomycota; Agaricomycetes; Agaricales; Physalacriaceae
Exons: 6
Coding region: 322-918 (198 amino acids)
Source: RefSeq, a predicted model, not a curated record
AUCACGUCACUUUCUUUCUUCCCUUCCCCCUCACGUUCUGUUCUUCUGUCUCCGUUUUGCUCUUCUCCCGUGACGACAACGGCGCACCGCCAUUUUCUCCCCCAAAGUCAGGCCGAAUUUCUCUCAUAUAGCAAGCAACGGAUGCCUGCAACUCUGAAGACCUCAAGCGGAACGAAAUGAGACGAAUUUGAACCAUGCUGCUCCUCGGCGCGAGUCAUUGUAACAUUUCUAUCGCGUUACCUUGUCGUUCGACUCCCCCCCGCAAUAUGGCUCAAUGCUCUGGCAUAAAGCAAGAUCUCUCGGUCGUUGUUCAGACAAUGUAUGACUGGUGCAAGCCUCGUGCCAAUUUCGACGAAGAUAGACUGGAUGGCCUUGUACCCGACAUGCACCUUACAGUUGUCGCCUCAGUUGGACGAUAUCAUUCGCUGCCCCCGAGGAUGGGUAGCCACGAGCGAAUCUGCCUCAGCACCGACCAGGAGCUUAGAAGCAGCCGAACUAGUCAUAACAUUCGCAGUGGCCUCGGACGCAAACAUAUUCGUACGGCUCUCUGCAACCACUGUGGCCCUGGGGUAUCCGAUCCCCGCCUCCUCUCUCAUGCUCGACAGCAGCGGAGUGUUGAAAUUUCAUGCGACUGCGUUACGGUUCCAGUUACGUCUCGCAGGCAUCGAAUCCAUGGAGGACAAAUGCUUACCUUCGCUGAUACAUACAGCUCGACAAUGGUCACGGAAGAAGUGUCUUCUUGCAAGCGUCAUCUGGCAAAUGAUUUCGACUAAGAUGGCGGAAUCAUCUGCGAUUCUCCAAUUCCCAUGUAGAUUCCCAUGCGAUGGCCAGUUGUUUUUUUUGGUGCCGGCUGUCCUGUUUUCUCCCUUGCCUGUUUGUUCUAUAUCCUAUACUGUUUCGCUCUGCAUCUUUCGAUAGGAGGGCAAGCGUAAAGAGCAUGUCGUGCUGUAUAUCGUAACGAGGAGGUGUGUACCCGACGAGAUUCUUGCUGAGGAGAACCGAGGCUAGGUUUCUCGAGAAUGUUAGAACCAUCGUUACAUCGGUGAUAUCUGUAACACCAAUACUGUCCAGAUACGCUUCUAUCAAGCUGAAUAUUCGCGAUGUUAACUUUCUCCGAACGGCUGGUCGAUCGUCAAAAGUAUCAAAGCUU